AUGAUCUUCCCGGUCCUCGUCAUCAAUACUGCGGCAACGGCGAAAGCGAUUCUCACCCAGAACUCUUCCGCAACAGCCUCGAGACCAGAGUUCUAUACCUUCCACAAGGUAGGUGCCCUGGCGCAUGUUUUGUGCACGAGUCGCUCAAGAGACGACGCAAGAGUCAAAACCCAGACGCCUCUGUUCCGCGAAAUCGUCUACGUCGAGAAUGCGAUCAGCAACUUUCGAAGCACGACCAGUAAUCCUCCGGACUAUAUUCCCAUUCUCCGACUCAACCCAUUCAGCGGCGUCUCUACCACCGCCAAGGACAUGAGUGCUCGUAGGAACCGCUACAUGGCCGUCAUGGAUCAGGAUUUGGAUGAGCGCCUCGAGGCUGGCUCAUAUAAACCCUGCAUCCGUGCUAAUGUCAAGUUGGACCCUGACGGCAAGCUGAAUGAGGUCGAGUUAACCUCACUGAACGUGACCAUGACAGCAGCCGGUCUGGACACCAUGCAAUCUACGGUCUCUUGGGGUCUGGCCAUCCUUGCAAUGAUGCCCCAUGUCCGAGACGGGGCGUUGAGGGAGAUAAGGCAGAAGUAUUCCCAGUCCGAACCCCUGUGCGAUGCCUCGGAUGAUCUGAGCACACCCAAGAUAACAGUGGACAAGGCCAGAGAAUUAGGGUACCGAACUAUGAUCUUCCCAAUCACCGGCUUCGGAGGUGCUGUCAAGGGAAUCAAAGAAUCAUUCGCGGCAAUAAAGCAGAGUGGCGAAGAGCCUGCAGAUCUGGUGGGCGUGAAGGAAGCCUUUGAGCUGUGCGGACUGAAUGACUACAUCGAGGUAGACAAGCGAGCUCGUGGAAGGUUCUCGAGCGGCUGUGGCAGGAGGUACCUCCCAGUCACCCUCGAUGACGAGCGCCAUAUUUAUCACACGAUGAGGAUUGAUGAGAGAGACAGGUGGUCGCGAGCGAUGAAGGACCUUGUCAGAGGAAAAAGUCCAAGUCUUGUUCAAGGCUCUACGUGA
Messenger RNA from Rhinocladiella mackenziei CBS 650.93, 999 nucleotides. RefSeq lists its product as uncharacterized. The transcript has 2 exons. Gene Ontology annotation, molecular function: heme binding; oxidoreductase activity, acting on paired donors, with incorporation or reduction of molecular oxygen; iron ion binding. The record is from RefSeq and is a predicted model, not a curated record. NCBI's taxonomy places the organism in Eukaryota, Fungi, Ascomycota, Eurotiomycetes, Chaetothyriales, Herpotrichiellaceae. The coding region runs from base 1 to 999 and encodes 332 amino acids.